Molecule: messenger RNA, 1533 nt
Organism: Fusarium fujikuroi IMI 58289
Lineage: Eukaryota; Fungi; Ascomycota; Sordariomycetes; Hypocreales; Nectriaceae
Product: related to mfs-multidrug-resistance transporter
Exons: 4
Coding region: 1-1533 (510 amino acids)
Biological process (GO): transmembrane transport
Molecular function (GO): transmembrane transporter activity
Source: RefSeq, a predicted model, not a curated record
AUGGCCCCUAUACAUCGAAUAUUCUCAUCGGCGAAUAACAAGCCCUAUCGAACCAAGCAACUGGAAGAAGAAAACCCACCGUACUUAAACGAGGAUGGCUACGUCGACUUUGCACCAGGCGACAUUCAAAACCCACAGAAUUGGUCUACUGUUCGGCGCUGGUCCGUCACGUUCUCAGCUGUGUUGCUCGUACUGAAUGCUACUUUUGCAUCGACCUCGCCUAGUGGAUGCUUCCCGUCUAUCUCAGAACACUUCCAUGUAUCCGAGUUGGUAGCAGGCUUGACCAUUACCCUGUUUCUACUGGGUUACUGUGCUGGACCGCUCAUCUUCGCACCACUAAGUGAGCUCUACGGAAGAAGAUGGAUCUUCUAUAUCACCUUUACGCUAUAUCUGAUCUUUAACUUUCUCAAUGCACCUGGCGUACUCGCGGAUCUGUGGACCCCGAUCGAGCGCGGAAAUGCCAUGGCAGGAUUUUCUGCCAUGGUAUGGGUUGGGCCAGCAUUAGGGCCUGUUAUUGCCGGGUUCCUCGAACUGAAGAAGGACUGGCGUUGGAGUUUCUAUGUCCUUCUCUGGCUUGGUGGUGCAACAGCUCUCGUCAUGUUGACUAUUCCCGAGACACAUGCUCCCACAAUUCUCCUUAAGAAGGCUCGAAGAAUACGAAAGGCAAAGAUUCCUGGUUAUGAGAAUGUCAAAGCUCGUUCUGAAGAGGGUGAUCGUACACUGAAAACCGUGUACCGUAUCGCCUUGACCAGACCGUGGAUUAUCCUCUUUGACACCAUAUCCUUUCUCUGCGCAGUAUACAUGUCAGUAGUCUACACGCUGUUAUACAUGCUUUUUAGCAUCUAUCCAAUCGUGUUUCAGCAACGACGUGGCUGGAAUCCCGGUGUUGGAGAGCUGCCCUUGAUUGGGACUGUUAUUGGUGCGUUCAUCGGUGGUGGCAUAGUUUUGAUCGAUACGCGAAUUAGAAAGAAGAAGAUUGAGAAUGGGGACAAACAGAUGGAGCCUGAAGACAGACUGCCAUUGGCAAUGAUAGGAGGUGUUGGAUUUGCCGUGACCAUGUUCUGGUUUGCAUGGACGGCUGAGUAUAACUCUAUCCAUUGGAUCGUACCGACGCUGGCGGGAACUUUCCUAGCUACAUCUCUGAUGUUGAUCUUUGUGGCUUUCCUGACGUAUCUCGUUGAUGUUUAUCUCAUGUACGCGGCAUCUGCUAUUGCAGCAAAUACCAUUGCUCGAUCAGCAUGCGGCGCUGCUGCCCCCUUGUUCACAACCCAAAUGUUCGAUACAUUAGGAGUUGGUGGUGGUGGAAGUCUAAUCGGAGGAGUUGCUACAGUCCUAGCCGUUAUCCCGUUUCUGUUCUACCGAUACGGGAAGCAGAUUAGAAUCAGAAGCAAGUUUGCGCCGACAAAAGAGAAGAGCGAAGCUAGGGAGAAGGAUGAGGAACAGGCCGACAACAAUGCCACUGCUCGAAGGAACAGUGUUUUAUCUCAUCCAGACAGGGCGAGUAGCUCGGAUACCACAGUGGCCGCCGCAUGA